GGAGGUGGUGGCUGGUCGGGCAGCGGUAGCGGGCGGGCGUCGUAGCGGCGGCGGCGGGGAGCCGAGCCCGGAGGAUGGCAGGAGCCGGAGCGGCUACGGACUCUGCGGCUGAUUUUCCCCCUUCGUCAGCUCCUCCCGUCCUCCGGGAACUUUCUCCCGUGGCCAGCGGCGGUGCCUUCUCCCGGUGGCGGCGGCAGCGGCUGCGGGUGCGUUCGACGGUGCCGCCCGGUCCGCGGCUGGGGCUGCUGGCGCUGGUUCUCUGCCGCUUUUGCUGCGGUGCCUUAGCUGGACCAAUUGUUCACCCUCAGGUGACAGCAGUUUGGGGGAAGAAGGUUGAACUCAAAUGCAUAAUCGAUGUAAAUGAAACCAUAACACAAGUUUCUUGGGAGAAGACACACGGUAAAAGUUCACAGACUAUUGCAGUACAUCAUCCUAAAUAUGGAAUAUCUAUUCAAGAAGACUACCAGGGGAGAGUGUCAUUUAAGAACUACUCACUCACUGAUGCCACAAUCAUCCUAAAAAACGUGAGCUUUUCCGACGCAGGAGAAUAUAUUUGCAAGGCAGUUACAUUCCCACUUGGAAAUACAGAGUCAUCAAUAACUGUGACAGUACUGGUUGAACCUGUCGUGAGCUUAAUGAAAGGACCAAGCCCUCUCAUAGAUGGUGCCAAUAGGACUGUAGCAGCCACUUGCACAGCAGCCACUGGAAAACCUGCUGCAGAGAUCGACUGGGAAGGAGGUCUGGGUGAAAUGGAAUCCAGCUCUACUGUCUUUCCAAAUGGAACAGUGACAGUUGUAAGCCAGUAUGUGAUUGUCCCUACGCGAUUUGCAAGAGGAAGACUCAUAACCUGCAUUGUGAAGCACCCUGCUUUGGAAAAGGAGAUAAGAUACCCUCAGGUGUUGGACAUACAGUAUGCCCCAGAGGUCUCAGUAACUGGCUAUGAUGGAAACUGGUUCAUCGGAAGAGAGAAUGUUCAGCUCAGAUGUAAUGCUGAUGCAAACCCAUUACCUAUGGAAUUCACAUGGACCAGAUUGGAUGGACACUGGCCUGAAGGAUUGCUCUCUGUCAACAACACUCUGCAGUUCAGCAGCCCAUUGACUUACAACUACACUGGGACUUACAUCUGUAAGGUGACCAAUUCCCUUGGUCAGAGAAGUGAUCAGAAGACUAUCUACAUUCUAGAUGUGCCAUUUAAGCAGACCUCUUCUGUUGCCGUAGCAGGGGCUGUGAUUGGAGCAGUCCUUGCUCUCUUUAUCAUUACCAUCUUUGUGACAGUGCUGCUGACUCCACGGAAGAAAAGGCCGUCCUAUCUUGACAAAGUGAUUGAUCUUCCACCCACUCAUAAACCAUCCACCUGUGAGGAGAGAGCAUUCUCUGUGCCACAGAAAGAAGCUAUGCUUCAGAAAGAACAUUUUGCUUUGCAAAGCCAGUGCAGAGAGAAAGAGACUGGAGACUUGCACCACAUGAAAGCUGUGAAUGGAAGGCAACUUACUUGUGAGACUGAAGAGCCCCAGGAACAAGAAAGUCUCCAGCAAAUGUAUCCUGUUUACCAGCAAACCUACUACAAAAACUGGAGCAGCAGAUACUCACAGAACUCAGGACCUGGAAGAGUCUACAUCAACCCAAGGGAGCAUUAUGUAUGAUUCUGUACCAAAAUGUCUCGGCUUUUAAGACAGGAAGGUUUUGAUACAUGAUGACUCUGACCAAUGUGACUUGUUGCCUUUCAUCUCAAAACUAGUUGGUCUGUUUUCCUGUGGGAGGAAAUUGCAUGGAGAAUUGUUUAUAGGGAAACCCAAUGGUAUUUGAGACACCUUGGCUUCUAGUGUUGGCUAUGUACUUGGUUUUGUAGUUCUAUCACCCUGCCGAAAGAGGAGAGCUGUGUAGCUGCUUUAACCUUCGUAGCUGUAAGAUGUAUCUGUGAGAUGGACUGGCAUGUGCCACACUGUGGGUAAGCUGCUUCCCUGCUUAUCUCUGGAAGCAUUCUCUCCUUG
Dryobates pubescens (Downy woodpecker) is the source of this 1991-nucleotide messenger RNA. It is a transcript of the gene NECTIN3, whose product is annotated as nectin cell adhesion molecule 3. Gene Ontology annotation, cellular component: apical junction complex; adherens junction. NCBI's taxonomy places the organism in Eukaryota, Metazoa, Chordata, Aves, Piciformes, Picidae. Bases 75 to 1643 code for a protein of 522 amino acids. The transcript has 9 exons. The record is from RefSeq and is a predicted model, not a curated record. Gene Ontology annotation, biological process: heterophilic cell-cell adhesion; homophilic cell-cell adhesion.